Molecule: messenger RNA, 818 nt
Organism: Nematolebias whitei (Rio pearlfish)
Lineage: Eukaryota; Metazoa; Chordata; Actinopteri; Cyprinodontiformes; Rivulidae
Gene: hikeshi
Product: heat shock protein nuclear import factor hikeshi
Exons: 1
Coding region: 116-709 (197 amino acids)
Biological process (GO): protein import into nucleus
Cellular component (GO): nucleus; cytosol
Molecular function (GO): nuclear import signal receptor activity; Hsp70 protein binding
Source: RefSeq, a predicted model, not a curated record
GAAGAAGUUUCUAGAGUCCUGUUACGUCCUGGUUGUUUUGGAGCGAACCUCCGUCCCUGUGCAUGUUUUCAGCCGGCGGGUUCUGCUCGGACGGAUUGCUCGGCUCUCAGCAGAGAUGUUCGGGUGUUUAGUCGCCGGCAGGCUGGUGCAAACCGACGCCCUGCAGGUCGCACCGGACAAGUUUGUGUUCAACCUGGCGGACUACGAGAACGUGAAUCACGUGGUGGUGUUCAUGCUGGGCUCGGUGCCGUUUCCCACCGGCACAGGAGGAGCCGUCUACUUCUCCUUUCCCGACCCACUGAGAGGCGGCCCGGUGUGGCAGCUGCUCGGCUUCAUCACCAACGAGAAGCCCAGCGCCAUCUUCAAGAUCUCCGGGCUGAAGUCCGGGGAGGGCGGCGCGCACCCCUUCGGGGCCAUGGCCUCCGCGCAGCCGUCCGUGGCUCAGGUGGGCGUGUCCGUGGAGCCCCUGGAGCAGCUGCUCCAGCAGAUCCCGGUGUCCAGCGCCGCCGUGUCCACCGUGGACACGUUCAUGCAGUUCACCCAGAAGAUGCUGGACAGUCUCUACAACUUCGUCUCGUCCUUCGCCCUGACGCAGGCGCAGAUGACGCCGAACCCCACAGAGACCUUCAUCCCGUCCAGCUGCGUCCUCAGGUGGUUCGAGAACUUCCAGAGAAGGAUGGCCCAGAACCCGAACUUCUGGAAGAACUGAUCACCAACAGAGCCUGCAGGACUUUCACGUGCCUCCAUGUUGACAAUAUAUGUAAUAAAGUUUGUCUUUUUGCUGAAUUUGAACUUUUUAGUCUCUGAGUUUGGACCUU